GAGAGGUGGAGUAAGCCCUAUGUGGCUACGUUGUCACUACACAGCUUAUUUGAACUGCGUAGCUGCAUACUCAACGGCACGGUCAUGCUCGAUAUGAGGGCCAACAGUAUUGAAGAAAUUGCAGACAUGCUGAUAGACAGCAUGGUGGCGUCGGGCCAGCUGAAGGAGGAUUUGCGCCACAAGGUGCGGGAAGCCAUGCUGAAGAAACACCACCACCAGAAUGACAGAAAACUUAGCAAUCGCAUCCCUCUAGUCCGCUCCAUUGCUGACAUAGGCAAGAAACAUUCUGACCCACUCUUGCUUGAAAGAAACGGAGAGGGCCUGUCCUCUUCACGUCUCUCUCUCCACAAGGCAGGGACAGCCUCCUCUGUCUCCAACCUCUCCCAGAGACAAGAGUCCAGAGUCUCCAUCCUGCUCAACCAUCUCCUACCUUCCUCUUCCUCCAACACUGGGCACGCCCCAGGCAGCCCGUUCCUCACCACCCCUCAAAAUACCCCCGUUGCUCCCCGGCACUCCUCCAAAACCCAGGGCGCAGGCCUUGGCCCUCAUGGCAUCCCCGAAGUGGUGGUAUCGCCUCCUCAGGAUGACGACCACCCACACUCUGCUAAAGAAGAGGCGGCGUCACCAGAGCUCAGCCGUCGAGCAUCCUCGGCAUCCCAGGGCCUCGAGCUGAUGCCCUUAGAAGGACCACUGGUUUCUCCGAACUCUCUCCCCAACAACCUGGAUGGCAACAAGGCUGUGGAGAGGAGACCGUCCAAAGUAGGGGUGGAUAUGAAUUUCAUGAAAAAGAUUCCUCCGGGUGCUGAAGCCUCCAAUGUCCUUGUUGGAGAAGUGGACUUCCUGGAGAAGCCCAUAAUUGCUUUCGUACGACUGUCCCCUGCAGUCCUCAUCACAGGCCUCACAGAGGUGCCUGUGCCCACCAGGUUUCUAUUCCUGCUUUUGGGUCCUCAUGGCAAAGGGCCCCAGUACCAUGAGAUUGGCAGGUCCAUGGCCACACUAAUGACAGAUGAGAUUUUCCAUGAUGUGGCAUACAGGGCCAAAGACCGAACGGAUCUGCUGUCGGGGAUAGAUGAGUUCCUGGAUCAGGUCACUGUCCUGCCUCCUGGAGAAUGGGACCCCACAAUCCGGAUUGAGCCCCCAAAGAAUGUCCCUUCUCAGAUGAAGAGAAAGAUACCUCCACAACCCAACGGCAAUGCGUCUCCAUCUGGAGAAAUGGAGAAGGAAGAUGAGCACAACACGGGGCCCGAGCUGCAGAGGACGGGGAGGAUAUUUGGAGGUCUGUACCAGGACAUCAAACGGAAGCUCCCGUUCUACUGGAGCGACAUCAGAGACUCCUUCAAUCUGCAGUGUCUAGCCUCCGUCCUCUUCCUCUACUGCGCCUGCAUGUCCCCUGUCAUCACUUUUGGAGGGCUGCUUGGCGAGGCAACACACGGCAACAUAAGUGCCAUAGAGUCUCUGUUUGGGGCGUCACUUACAGGAGUGGUAUACUCCCUCUUCGCAGGCCAGCCCCUCACUAUUCUUGGCAGCACAGGCCCUGUAUUAGUGUUUGAGAAGAUCCUCUUCAAGUUCUGCACUGACUACGGCCUGAACUACCUGUCCCUGCGGACCAGCAUUGGUCUGUGGACGGCCUUCCUCUGUCUGGUGCUGGUAGCCACAGAUGCUAGCUCCCUGGUGUGCUACAUCACCAGAUUCACAGAGGAGGCCUUCGCUGCCCUCAUCUGCGUCAUCUUCAUCUACGAGGCUCUGGAGAAGCUCUUUCACCUGGGAGAACACUUCCCAGUCAACACGCACAACCACCUGGACAAUCUUACCAUGUACUCGUGUGAGUGCUCUCCACCGGUCAACGCCACGGAUCAACUCGUGCAGGAGUGGAACAACACGGGAUACACCCCCGACUCUAUCCCAUGGAGCAGCCUCAACGUGACGAUGUGUCACACACUCCAUGGAGAGUUCAUAGGUUCUGCCUGCGGUCAGCACGGGCCCUAUAUCCCAGAUGUUCUCUUCUGGUCCAUCAUCCUCUUCUUCACCACCUUCUUCCUGUCUGGCUUUCUUAAGCAGUUCAAGACGGAGAGAUAUUUCCCAACCAGGGUGCGAUCCACUAUCAGCGACUUUGCUGUGUUUAUCACCAUCAUGGUCAUGGUGCUGGUGGACUAUCUCAUGGGGAUCCCCUCUCCUAAACUUAAAGUCCCUGACCGCUUUGAGCCUACUUCAAAGAACAGAGGCUGGCUAAUGGACCCGUUAGGAGAGAAUCCCUGGUGGACGCUGCUGGUGGCGGCACUUCCCGCUCUGCUCUGCACCAUCCUCAUCUUUAUGGACCAACAGAUCACUGCAGUCAUCAUCAACCGCAAGGAGCACAAGCUCAAGAAAGGCUGUGGCUAUCACCUGGAUUUGAUGAUAGUGGCAAUAAUGCUGGGUGUGUGCUCCAUCAUGGGCCUGCCGUGGUUCGUGGCUGCUACCGUCCUCUCCAUCUCGCACGUGAACAGCCUGAAGGUGGAGUCGGGCUGCUCCGCUCCGGGAGAGUCGCCAAAGUUCCUGGGCAUCCGGGAGCAGCGGGUCACUGGGUUCUUGAUCUUUAUGCUCAUGGGUUGUUCGGUUUUUAUGACAUCGGCACUCAAGUUCAUUCCAAUGCCAGUCCUGUAUGGAGUCUUUCUCUACAUGGGUGUCUCUUCCCUCAAAGGAAUUCAAUUCUUCGACAGAAUAAAGCUGUUUGGCAUGCCGGCCAAGCACCAGCCGGACCUGAUCUACCUGCGCUACGUGCCGCUGUGGAAGGUCCACAUCUUCACCCUGGUGCAGCUCACCUGCCUGGUGCUGCUCUGGGUCAUCAAGGCCUCCACGGCCGCCGUUGUGUUUCCUAUGAUGGUUCUGGCGCUGGUCUUUAUCCGAAAGCUUCUAGACUUUUUCUUCACAAAGAGAGAGCUGAGCUGGCUGGAUGACUUGAUGCCGGAAAGCAAGAAGAAGAAAGAGGACGACAAGAAAAAGAAAGCACGAGAAAAGCUGGUAAAACGUUAUUUUCUUUAACAAGCUCUUAGUUAC
This is a messenger RNA of Notothenia coriiceps (black rockcod), 3033 nucleotides long. RefSeq names its product sodium bicarbonate cotransporter 3-like. The record is from RefSeq and is a predicted model, not a curated record. The transcript has 19 exons. The coding region runs from base 85 to 3018 and encodes 977 amino acids. Gene Ontology annotation, cellular component: plasma membrane; apical plasma membrane; basolateral plasma membrane. Gene Ontology annotation, biological process: monoatomic anion transport; bicarbonate transport; transmembrane transport. Lineage: Eukaryota; Metazoa; Chordata; Actinopteri; Perciformes; Nototheniidae. Gene Ontology annotation, molecular function: sodium:bicarbonate symporter activity; solute:inorganic anion antiporter activity; monoatomic anion transmembrane transporter activity.